UGCUGGCUCCAACCCCACUUUGGCCGCCAUGGGCCAGGAGAGAAUUGAAGGGGAGGAGAAGAUUCCAAAAGAAUAUUGGGACCUGAGAGUAGUUUUUAGUGAAAAAUCUUCUGAUAAGCUUCCACCCCACAGGCCAACUGAUUGCACCAUCGAGAUUUUGCCUGGGAUAGCACUUCCAAAACCCCAAAUAUAUUCUAUGUCACCCAAGGAGAUGGAAAAGAUGAGGAAGUUUAUUGACAAGAACUUGCAGAGGGGUUUCAUUGAACCAGCCAGACUCAAGGUGGCUGCCCCUGUACUAUUCAGAGAAAAGAAAGGUGGCUCUCUUCGUCUCUGUGUUAAUUUUAAAAAUCUUAAUUCGAUCUCAUCCCAAAAUCUCUACCCCUUGCCUCUGAUGAAGGACAUGCUGGCCCAACUGGGGAAGGGCCGCAAUUUUACAAAACUGGACUUAAGGGAGGCAUACUAUAGGGUCCGAAUCAAGGAGGGGGACGAGUGGAAAACUGCUUUCAACUGCCCCCUGGGUUGUUUCCAGUUCCGUGUGAUGCCCUUUGGCCUGCAGGGGGUGCCUGCAGUUUUCAUGCAGUUAAUUAAUGAGGUUUUGCAUGACCACCUCUACAAGGGCGUUAUCGUAUAUUUGGAUGAUAUCCUUAUUUACACGCAAAACACAUGACGAACACGUCAAGUUGGUCCACACAGUACUAAAGAAACUCCGGGCCGCGGAGCUUUAUGCCAAGUUGUCCAAAUGUGAAUU
This is a messenger RNA of Thamnophis sirtalis, 748 nucleotides long. Lineage: Eukaryota; Metazoa; Chordata; Lepidosauria; Squamata; Natricidae. The record is from RefSeq and is a predicted model, not a curated record.